CUAAAUAAGAAAAACGGUUUUGUCAUGAAAUAUCCCCGAGGUUUGACUUUAUUUACCAAACACCCUCGUAGUUUUAGGUAUUCACCAUAUACUCUCGAGGUUCCAUUUUCUUGCAUGAUGUGACCCUGCCGUUAAGUGACCAUUAGAAACUUUCAUUUUUCACCAUAUGCCCCUGUAGUAUCUAAAACUUUCACCAUAUACCCCUGUUAAGCAAUGACUAUUUUUUAUUAAAAAAAAACUAGCCGUUUUUCAAAUAUUCCAAGCAUCCUCUCCUCUGUAUAAAGAAGCAGCAACAUUGCUUCCAACACAUUUAUUUCUUGCUUCCCACAAAUUAACCGGUUAUCAAGAGCCGGAAAGUAAUGAAGAGGUUAUGGAGUUUGAGUGUACCCGUUUCAAAGCUGAAUACCCCAUUUUUUACAAGGUUGAUGAUAAUGAUAGUAAUGUUGCCCCGACUUAUAAGUUCUUGAAAUCAAGCAAAUAUGGACUUUUUGGAGAUGGGCCUAAGUGGAACUUCACCAAGUUUCUUGUUGAUAGAAAUGGCAACAUUGUUGAUCGUUAUGCACCUACUACUUCACCAAAGAACAUCGAGAAAGAUGUGAAGAAACUGUUGGGCAUCCAAAAAUAAGGGGUAGAUUUAGAGCUUAUUUGUAAGAAGGGUGUAAUGUGUGGGAAGCAUAGAAGAGAUGUGUGAGAAAUAAUGUUCCUGCUUCUUUAUAUAGAAGAGAGGAUGCUUGGAAUAUUGAGCAACGAUGAAAAGCUAGUCGUUGCUUAAUAGGUGUAUAUGGUGAAAGUUUUAGAUAAUGGAGGGGCACAUGGUAAAAAAAUGAAAGUGUCUAACGGUCACUUAACGACAGAGUCACGUCAUGCAAGAAAAUGAAAUCUCAGGGGGUAUAUGGUGAAUGCCUGAAACUACGAGGGUAUUUAGUGAAUGAAGUCAAAUCUCCGGGGUAUUUCAUGAUAAAACCGUAAGAAAAAUUAGGCGGAUUUUGGAGCGGGUAUGGCACGGGGGUAAAACGGGGAUGGAUACCUAGUCGGGAUGGAUUUUAGUUUAUAACCAUUGGGCGGGGAUGGAGAUGAACUUUGUACCCGCCAUAAGUGAUGGAGCGGGGAUGAGGAUGAAGAUUUUAGGUGGGGAUGAGGAUGGAGGGAACUACAUCCGCAUCUGCCCCUCCCCAUUGACAUUCCUAAUGGUACAAAUAAAACUAGAUCUGAUUGAAAUGCAGGCCGGACAUGUUUGGGCCGUCUACACCUUGACAAUUCUACCCAUUAGGUCAGAUCGGGCCAAGCUUCAAGUUGAAUUUUCCUGCUAAAAUCCGCUAUUUCGGGACAGGACAAUUUUAUAACUAAAAUUUCAAUUUUGAGUUGUCCAAAACCUGCCCAAAAAGUUUUAAAUCUGGGCAGGCUAUACCCAAAAGGGGCUUAAAAUUUUUGCAAAGACUAUCUAUUUUUCGGGUCGGGCUCAUGAUAAUCAGAUCUACCUAAAACCAAGGUUAUUAGCUUGAUCUGAACGGAGUAUUUUUAUUCACUCAUGCAUGUACUUUGUGAGCAUGCAUGGGCUGAAUGAUGGUUUUGGUUGUAUCUUAUUGCUAAGUAUAAUGUUAUAACCAACAUAAGUUGCUGGGAAACUCACACAGGGUCGAACCCCAUCAACUGUAAAAUGCUUAGAAGCGGCUCAAACGAAAACCUAUGUAACUACGCUAGCUAAAAUUAUUGCUAAAAAUGGUGGUUUAAUAGGAUUCCUUUUUCUAUUAAGAGAAAGUAUAAUGGUAUAAUUCGUUGUAUAUUCAGGAAGAAGUUAUUUUUUGAAAAAAUGGACGGCUGACUAUAGUCAAGUAUUGUACUCCGUAGGACCUUAAACGUUAACAUCAAUUAAUUAAAAAAUGAUGAAAAAACCAUGUACUAGUUGUAGAUGUAAACUCGUGAAGCAAGUAGUGCUAGUUGUAAACAUCACGAGACAAAUAGUCGUGCAAAUCGGUACAAUUAUGUUGAACCCGUUAUCAUUCUAUCGUGAUUCCAUUUGCCAAGUAAGCAACUUUAUUUUUGGUCAAGUACCAUUUUCAUCAUUUUUAUUUUUAUUGUUAUGGAAGGUCUAUUCUUGGACUUUCACAUGUUAUUCUAUUGAUUUAUGAUCAACUAUUGUAUGGUAGUGCGUACGUAGCAUAUGUCCCCAACUUCGAUCUUAUUGGAAACAUAUGCGAUCUUUACAUCAAUAUUCAAUACUUCAAUUGUCCGUGUAUCUUUGAAAAAUAUUACGGAGUACUAUGUAGUAUGAAAUAUACUUAAUUUGUUAAGAAUUUAGAAAUGUCGGUUAUUCUAGAUCUUCUAAGUCAUUUACUCGAUUCUUUUGAGAAUAAUACUCCUAUAAAAAGAUACCACUCUUGAAUUUCGAGAGAGUUGAUCAGUUUCAAAUUUAUAAUGGGAUAGAUCACUUGAUUAGUUACUAAGAUUUUACUAUAAGGGUAUUUUCUCAUUUCACGGGAUAAC
Spinacia oleracea (spinach) is the source of this 2484-nucleotide messenger RNA. RefSeq names its product probable phospholipid hydroperoxide glutathione peroxidase. The record is from RefSeq and is a predicted model, not a curated record. Gene Ontology annotation, cellular component: cytosol. The coding region runs from base 371 to 625 and encodes 84 amino acids. Gene Ontology annotation, biological process: response to oxidative stress. Gene Ontology annotation, molecular function: peroxidase activity. NCBI's taxonomy places the organism in Eukaryota, Viridiplantae, Streptophyta, Magnoliopsida, Caryophyllales, Amaranthaceae. The transcript is spliced from 3 exons.